AUGAGUUUAAAAGAAGUAUUCGAAUCAUCACCGUGGAGGUCAUUUAAGAAGUUCAAUGAAGCUGCAAAGAGUUGGGGAUUUACUAACAGAGCUGAAGUUAAAAAGUUCUUUGACAAAAAUGUUGUACAUCAAACAAAAAUAAACCCUUACGACUACUUUUUACCAAUUUACUCCAACACUCCUGACGCAUACCAAUUUGACACUCUCAUUCAAAGCAGAAAAGGAGGACAUAAACCAUUCCUCAUCUUCAUUAAUGUUAACACUCGCAAAGCAUAUGCAUAUCCAAUGAGGAAUAAAGGAACUCGUGAAGUGUUAAGAGUUUUACAAAAGUUUGUAGCAGAACAUAGCCCAAGUACUUUAACAUCAGACCAAGACAGUGCAUACCUCAGCAAUGAAAUCACAGAUUUUCUCAUUAAGCAUAACAUAACUCACUACACUACUGAAGACCAUAACCAUAACAUACUCGGUAUCAUUAACCGCUUCAUAAGAACGCUCAGAGAUUUAAACCAAGAGCGAGACUUUACCGAAGAAACAAUGAAACAUUUUCUCGAAGUAUAUAAUUCCUCAACGCAUUCUACAACAGGACAUACACCAAAUUCAAUGACACAACAACAAGAAGAAAA
Molecule: messenger RNA, 623 nt
Organism: Trichomonas vaginalis G3
Lineage: Eukaryota; Parabasalia; Trichomonadida; Trichomonadidae
Product: integrase core domain containing protein family
Exons: 1
Biological process (GO): DNA integration
Molecular function (GO): nucleic acid binding
Source: RefSeq, a predicted model, not a curated record